This is a messenger RNA of Cercopithifilaria johnstoni, 1743 nucleotides long. NCBI's taxonomy places the organism in Eukaryota, Metazoa, Nematoda, Chromadorea, Rhabditida, Onchocercidae. The record is from the annotation of a GenBank genome assembly.
AUGAUUCGUAAACAGCAUCCCACACGAAUGACAAUUUAUAAUCGAAAUUUGCGGACUGUUGAUUCCAGUGAUGUUAUUGGCGGUGAAACUGUGUCAGGAAAUGGUGACAGAUGCGAGAAUUCAAGACGUGGUCGUCAAAAAAACGGCUCGAAGAAAAGCAGCGUUGGAGCACGGAUGUCUAAAGGAUCGACCACUGAGUCUUCAGGUUCACGAACCAAAAGUUCCGUGUCAUUUGGUCCACCUGUGCCUGAUGAUAUUUUAGAUGAUCUUUGCUUCCGAUUUCUUAUCAAUAUCCCAGACGAUCAGAAAAACGCUCCUGUUCGGCUCUGCUUUCAAAUCGAAUUGGCACAUUGGUUUUACAUAGAUUUUUAUUGCAAAGGGAAUAAUGCAGAUGUAAAAUGUCCUGAAGUGAGCUUGAGAGAUUUGGUCGGGCAGAUAUUCAAUCAUUGUGAUUUCCUUGUCCAAUAUACGGAUAGCGUCGAUAAGGUAAUGGAGGAAUGGCGUAUUUAUAAGUCUGGCGUGCCAACAUAUGGUGCCGCGCUCUUGGAUAAUUCAUUGAAUUACGUAUUGUUGGUGCAGGGAUAUUUUGCGAAGAACAGCUGGGGAUUUCCGAAGGGGAAAGUGAACGAAGAAGAAGAAGCAAUGGCAUGCGCUAGUCGAGAGGUAAUGGAAGAAGUGGGUUUUGAUAUUUCUGACAAAAUUUGCAAAACACGCUUGAUUCAGUGUUUUGUGAACGAUACUUUAAUACGGUUGUACAUAAUACGCGAUGUUCCCAUUGAUUUUCCAUUUGCUCCCAAUACUCGAAACGAGAUAGGUAAGAUUCAGUGGUUUUGUAUUUGGAAUUUGCCGAAGGAUCGAAACGACGUUGCUGCAUGUGAACGAAUUGGCAUGUCUCCGAGUAAUUUCUACACUGUGAUUCCGUUCGUCAAAGAACUGCAAGCAUAUGUUUCCAAAUAUCAUAAUGCGCAUAAUAAGCCGAGGCAUAAGCCAAUGGAUGCGAUAAAUAUUAGCGCACGCACAUCUAGCGCAUUCAGUCCGGUGCAGCCCCACCAGAAGAAUGAGAUGCUAGCAUCAGCACUGAGUCCUUUAUUCAACACGAAGGCUGCGGCAAAUAUGAAUCGUUCAACGGUUUCCCAGCAUUCUUCCCAUCAUGCAUCACCAAACUCAGCAUUUUUCAAGCCGUUGACAACAUCCGCGCAACACAUUUCAUAUACUGGUACUGCCUUUGUGCAGAUGUUAUCCGGCACUUCGUGUACGAGCAUCGAAGUUUUAGUAACAAAUGCGAAAUCUCCAGAAAGGGUGAAAAUGAAAGAAGUGACGAGACCAGUACCGACAGUUCCAAAAGCAGCUGUGCCAAUACUUGGUCGUCCAGUGUAUGAUGCAUUCAGAGAUGAAGCGGAAAAGAAAGCGGUUGCAUCUUUGCAAGAACCAUCGCAUAAAACAUUGCUGAGUGAUAUUCUUUAUCAUGGAAUCACAGAUACGAAAGAAGUGAUCAGUUAUUCUACUGAUAUCAGUGAAAAGAAAACAACUGUAGAAUGUGAUUGCAAUUUGCCAGUGAAGAAGGAUAUCUCAUUACCGUAUUGCAAUCCAGGAGAAGGCUUGACGAAGAAUUAUAUAAAAGAAGGUAGUCAUUUGAAAAACUCAAAAAUUUUGAUGACGAAUUAUAUAACUGAAGACAGACCACUCGUUCAGUUGUGCAAAGCUUGGAAAAAUUUCAAAUUUGAUGUUUCGCGAUUAUUUUGA